AUGGCUGCAUUUAUUUUGUUUUUUGCACUUUCGGGACUGCUCAGUAAUAUUCUGCUGCUUUACGUAUUCGUGCUCCACUGGAGGAAUUUCUUUAAAUCUCAGCUAUUUACUUUUUUCGUGCUCAAUAUGAUCAUAGCAGGAAUUAUUUACUCUGCAACAAAUCUUUGGGCAUCUGUCCCUUGUACUAUAAACAAAUGUAUGUUCAUAAGCUCUGAUUCAAUGAUGAUCGCCAUGACGACUCCAAAUACCGUUGGACAUUGGGGAUAUUUACUUUCUUCAGCAGCUCUUACAAUAUAUCGAUUUGGAAUCUACGUGUCGAAGACAUUUGAUGGAAGAAAACGUCUUAUAAAGGUCUUUAUAAACAAAAAACAGUCUAUAACAAAACUUUAGAU
Strongylus vulgaris is the source of this 392-nucleotide messenger RNA. Lineage: Eukaryota; Metazoa; Nematoda; Chromadorea; Rhabditida; Strongylidae. The record is from the annotation of a GenBank genome assembly.